AUGUCCACCAGGCAGAUCAUCAAGGCGGCCGGCGGCUCUGCCGUCUUCUCCAACGUCGUUGUCACCGGUAGCCUCGUGUACCUUGCAGGCGUGAUUGGGCAGAAGGACGGCAAGCUCGUCCCCGGCGGCAUUGAGGCCGAGACCCCUGCCGCUUUCGAGAUCGCCAAGGAGCGCCUCGCGACUGUUGGACUGGACCUCACUGACAUCGUCAACGUCACCAUCUACCUGAACGACUACAAGAACAACCUCGCUGGCUUGAACAAGGUGUACCCAGCCAUCUUCGCGGACGGCCUGCCCGCGCGCACGGCGAUUGGUGUUGCUGCGCUUCCCCAGGACGCUGCUGCCGAGUUCCAGAUUGUUGCCUCCAAGCGCGUGUAA
Messenger RNA from Cutaneotrichosporon cavernicola, 378 nucleotides. RefSeq lists its product as uncharacterized. The coding region runs from base 1 to 378 and encodes 125 amino acids. Gene Ontology annotation, molecular function: deaminase activity. Gene Ontology annotation, cellular component: cytosol; mitochondrion. The transcript has 4 exons. The record is from RefSeq and is a predicted model, not a curated record. NCBI's taxonomy places the organism in Eukaryota, Fungi, Basidiomycota, Tremellomycetes, Trichosporonales, Trichosporonaceae.